Messenger RNA from Tetrahymena thermophila SB210, 474 nucleotides. RefSeq lists its product as hypothetical. Lineage: Eukaryota; Ciliophora; Oligohymenophorea; Hymenostomatida; Tetrahymenidae. The transcript has 2 exons. The record is from RefSeq and is a predicted model, not a curated record.
AUGAUUUAAAUAUUAAUAAUAACAACAACCAGUAUUUUAACUUUGAGAAAGAGUAGGAGUAAUAUGAAAUUUUAAAUACACUCUAUAUUUAAGCUAAUUAAGAAUUACCAUAUCUUGAACAAACUCAAAAUGAAGAGAACUAAAAAAUAUUAAUUGCAAACUUAAUUAAUUGUAAUAGUCUCCCAGAUAAAUGUUAAUUUAAUGAAAUAAACUAAUAAUUUCACUAAUAAGCUACAUCUCUAAGCGAAUAUAAUUCUUAUUUUUUAGAAAACAACUAACUAAUUUAAAAUUUAAAUUUCUCUUAAUCAGUAGAAUAAAGGUUCAGCAAUCAAUAUGAAAUAAGAUGAACAAAAAACUAUGGAAAGUCUCAUAAAAGAAAAGGUUGAAAAACAAUCUGAGUUCUCAUUAAAUUUAAGCUUUUCUAAAUAGAUAAAUAGAUCAUACUUAAUGGGAAGGGCAAAAAUAAAUCAUUGA